AUGUCGUCUCUCGGUGCCUCCUUUGUGCAAAUUAAGUUUGAUGACUUGCAGUUUUUCGAGAACUGCGGCGGAGGAAGCUUUGGGAGUGUUUAUCGAGCCAAAUGGAUAUCACAGGACAAGGAGGUGGCUGUGAAGAAGCUGCUGAAAAUAGAGAAAGAGGCAGAAAUACUCAGUGUCCUCAGUCACAGAAACAUCAUCCAGUUUUAUGGAGUAGUUCUUGAACCUCCCAACUAUGGAAUCGUCACAGAAUAUGCUUCCCUGGGAUCACUGUAUGAUUACAUUAACAGUAACAGAAGUGAAGAGAUGGACAUGGAACACAUUAUGACCUGGGCCACCGAUGUAGCCAAAGGAAUGCACUAUUUACAUAUGGAAGCUCCUGUCAAGGUGAUUCACAGAGAUCUCAAAUCAAGAAACGUUGUUAUUGCUGCUGAUGGGGUAUUGAAGAUCUGCGAUUUUGGUGCCUCUCGGUUCCAUAACCAUACAACACACAUGUCCUUGGUCGGAACUUUCCCGUGGAUGGCUCCAGAAGUUAUCCAAAGUCUUCCUGUGUCUGAAACAUGUGACACCUAUUCCUAUGGUGUGGUUCUCUGGGAGAUGCUAACAAGGGAGGUCCCCUUUAAAGGUUUGGAAGGAUUACAAGUAGCUUGGCUUGUAGUGGAAAAAAACGAGAGAUUAACCAUUCCAAGCAGCUGCCCCAGAAGUUUUGCUGAACUGUUACAUCAGUGUUGGGAAGCUGAUGCCAAGAAACGGCCGUCUUUCAAGCAAAUCAUUUCGAUUCUGGAGUCCAUGUCCAAUGACACUAACCUUCCCGACCAGUGUAACUCAUUCCUGCACAACAAGGCGGAGUGGAGAUGUGAAAUUGAAGAAACUCUGGAGAGGCUGAAGAAACUAGAACGUGACCUCAGCUUCAAAGAGCAGGAGCUCAAAGAACGAGAAAGACGUCUGAAGAUGUGGGAGCAAAAACUAACGGAGCAGUCCAACACUCCGCUGCUGCCUUCCUUUGAGAUCAGCACGUGGACGGAAGAUGACGUGUAUUUUUGGGUUCAGCAGCUCGUCAGAAAAGGUGACGCUUCCGCAGAGAUGAGCGUGUACGCGAGCUUGUUUAAGGAGAACAACAUUACAGGAAAGCGCCUGCUUCUCCUGGAGGAAGAAGACUUGAAGGACAUGGGCAUUGUCUCCAAGGGGCACAUCAUUCACUUAAAGUCAGCCAUUGAGAAAUUAACCCAUGAUUAUCUAAACUUGUUUCACUUCCCACCGCUAAUUAAGGACUCAGUUGGUGAACCUGAAGAAAAUGAGGAAAAAAUAGUGAACCUUGAACUUGUUUUUGGUUUUCACUUGAAGCCAGAAACAGGCCCAAAGGACUGUAAGUGGAAAAUGUAUAUGGAGAUAGAUGGGGAUGAAAUUGCAAUAACCUACAUCAAAGACGUGACAUUCAACACCAACCUACCUGAUGCAGAGAUUUUAAAGAUGACAAAGCCCCCUUUUGUAAUGGAGAAGUGGAUUGUAGGAAUAACAGAAAAUCAGACUGUAGAAUGUACCGUCACAUAUGAGAAUGAUGUUAGAACUCCCAAAAGCACUAAGCAUGUUCAUCCCAUUCAGUGGAAUAGAACGAAGCCUCAGGAUGAAGUGAAAGCCGUCCAACUUGCCAUUCAGACACUAUUCCCCAACUCAGAGGGCAAUCCUGGAAGCAGGUCUAACUCAAAUGCCGACUGCCAGUGGUUAGACAUCCUGCGCAUGCGGCAGAUCGCCUCUAACACCGGUUUACAGCGCUCCCAGAGCAACCCCAUCCUGGGGUCGCCCUUCUUCCCCUACUUCAACGACCAGGAUUCCUACGCUGCUGCCGUGAGGCGGACCCAGGUGCCCAUUAAGUACCAACAGAUUACCCCCAUAAACCAGUCCAGGAGCUCCUCCCCGACCCAGUACGGGCUCUCCAGGAACUUCUCUUCUCUGCACCUCAACUCCAGGGACAGCGGCUUUGCCAGCCUCGCCCGCGACAGCUCUUCGGAGCGGGCCCCGUCCUCCUCGGGCAGAAGCCGGAACAAGUACGAGCAGCGCGGGAGCGCGUCGCUCAGCUCGUCCCCCAGGGGGCGCUACGGCGGGAAGGGCGCGCGCUCCACGCCGUCCAGGGAGCGCAGCGCCAGCAAGUUCUACCGCGUCCACCGGUCCGCGCUCGGCGCGCAUCAGUCCCCUGACUUCAGGCGAAGCCCCAACGACCGCCCCCAGCGCCGGACCAUCCCAGGGAUGCCUCUGCACCCCGAGCCGGACUCGGGAGGAGCCGGCGAAGAGGAGAGCAAGGGCAGCGAGGGCGGGUGGACCAAGGUGGAAAAUCGGAAGAAGCCCCACAGGUCGUCCCCUGCCAAGGCCAGCAGAGAGAGAGCCCGAGGAAGCUACCGCGGGAGGAGAACCUUCUGA
Pipistrellus nathusii (Nathusius's pipistrelle) is the source of this 2412-nucleotide messenger RNA. The record is from the annotation of a GenBank genome assembly. Lineage: Eukaryota; Metazoa; Chordata; Mammalia; Chiroptera; Vespertilionidae.